Molecule: messenger RNA, 1000 nt
Organism: Dendroctonus ponderosae (mountain pine beetle)
Lineage: Eukaryota; Metazoa; Arthropoda; Insecta; Coleoptera; Curculionidae
Product: 26S proteasome non-ATPase regulatory subunit 8
Exons: 4
Coding region: 97-957 (286 amino acids)
Biological process (GO): proteasome-mediated ubiquitin-dependent protein catabolic process
Cellular component (GO): nucleus; proteasome regulatory particle; proteasome regulatory particle, lid subcomplex
Source: RefSeq, a predicted model, not a curated record
GUUACUUGCAAAGGAUUUUGACAUUCAGAAAAAACAACUCAUUCUCAUUAUAUCAAUUUUUCAAAAACAAAGAAUCACUCCUAGUUAGCUGAAAAAAUGUCUAAAAUCAACGAAGUGGCUUCGCUUUGUAAACAGUUAGAGUCCGAAUGGCAUUCCUCACACAGGAAUUUAAGCAAAUGUGAAAAACUACUCACAGAUUUGAAGCUUGAACUAACGAAUUUGAUCUUCCUACCAACCUCCAAUGUAAUUGCCUCCAAACAGGAGUUGCUUCUGGCCAGAAAUGUUCUCGAAAUUGGAGUACAGUGGGCGAUAGAAGCCAACAAUAUUUCAGCUUUCGAGAGGUAUAUGGCUCAGCUUAAAUGCUACUAUUUUGACUACCAUAACCAGCUAGGAGAAUCCGCGUACAAAUACCAGUUGUUGGGUCUAAAUUUGCUGUUUUUAUUGUCUCAAAACCGAGUGGCCGAGUUUCACACUGAGCUCGAAUUAUUGCCAGCUGAACAUAUUCAAAACGAUGUUUACAUCAGGCAUCCAUUGAGCAUUGAACAGUAUUUGAUGGAGGGCAGCUACAAUAAGAUUUUUUUGGCGAAAGGAAAUGUGCCAGCGAAAAGCUACAACUUAUUUAUGGACAUCCUACUAGACACAAUUCGUGGGGAAAUAGCCACAUGUUUAGAAACCGCUUUUGAGAAAAUAUCACCCAAAGACGCGGCAAGAAUGUUGUAUUUGCAAAGUGAAGAUGCUCUAAGGGCUUUGGCAUCAAAAGUAAGUUAUUGCAAAUCCGGAGAAAGUCAACAAGAACUUGUUCUUAAUCUCGUUCUAUUGCAGAGGAAGUGGAAGCUUGGCAAAGACAGCUUCUUCCAUUUUACACCAGAAGUGAAGAAGACGCAUGAGCCGAUUCCAUCAGUGGAGCUUGCUGAACAAGCUGUUGAAUAUGCUAAGGAAUUGGAAAUGAUUGUUUAAGCUAAUCUAAGAUGUUCUUUAAUAUAAUAACAUUUAUGAAUGA